Molecule: messenger RNA, 2029 nt
Organism: Salvia miltiorrhiza (redroot sage)
Lineage: Eukaryota; Viridiplantae; Streptophyta; Magnoliopsida; Lamiales; Lamiaceae
Product: AAA-ATPase At2g46620-like
Exons: 1
Coding region: 323-1783 (486 amino acids)
Molecular function (GO): ATP hydrolysis activity; ATP binding
Source: RefSeq, a predicted model, not a curated record
AAUUUGACUAAUUAAGGAGAAGGCGUGUAGUGACUAUAAAUAUUGAUUUCUCAAUAUAUUCAUACCCAAAAUCAACAAACGCACUUAAAUAGACUUGUUCAACAUUCUUCUUUCAAACUCUACGACUAAUUUAGUUUUUUUCCCCCUAAACCAACAAAAUAUAUUAAUAUUCCCCACCCAGGCAUCUUCAUCAUCAUUCAUCCACCUUUAAUGUUGAUUCCUACCUCCUCCGAUUCCUUCGCAUCUCCAACUCUCAUCACUUGAAUCAUUUUUUUUGUUCAGCUACUCUCAAUCUCUUCUCGUUUACGCCACUAAAUCGGCCAUGUUUACAUUCGUGAAUCUCGGUGUAGUUGUUUUCUCUAUCGUUUUUGUGGGUGUGGUUUCGAAAUUCUUGUCAAGAACAAGUUUAAUCCAUUCGUUGAAGAAAGUAUGGCGUUUACUGCAGGAGAAGUGCUAUGUCUACCAGUUCUACAAGGUGCCGAAAUUCAACGAAAACAUGCAGGAGAAUCAAUUAUACCGGAAGGUUAGCACGUAUCUUAAUUCUCUGCCGUCCGUCGAAGAUUCAGAUUUCGCGAACCUCUUCGCCGGCACGAAGCCAACUGAAAUCCAUCUGGUUCUGGACGAGAAUCAAAUCGUUACGGACAAGUUCCUCGGCGCCAGAGUUUUUUGGAGGAGCGAAAACGGCGAGAGAGACGGCGACAAGUCGCUGGUACUGAAGAUUAGGAAGAACGAUAAGCGGAGGGUUUUGGUGCAGUAUUUGCAGCACAUUCAUCAGACGUUUGAUGAGAUUGAGCAGAAGCUGAAGGAGGUGCGGUUGUUCGUCAACGUAGACGACGGAACGGAGAGAAAUGGACGGUGGAGAUCGACUUCGUUCACGCAUCCGGCGACGAUGGAGACCAUGGUGAUGGAUGCGGAUCUGAAAACGAAAAUCAAAUCGGAUUUAGAGAAUUUUUUGAAAUCCAGGCAGUAUUACCAUCGAUUAGGCCGCGUUUGGAAGCGAAGCUACCUGCUGUACGGGCCGGCGGGGACCGGAAAAUCCACAUUCAUAGCUGCGAUGGCGAAGUUUCUGAGCUACGACGUCUACGAGAUCAAUCUGCACAAGGUGCGAAACGACGCCGAUUUGAAGUACCUCCUCCUCCAAACGACGAAGAAGUCGUUGCUCGUGAUCGAGGAUCUCGACCGUCAUUUAGAGGAUAAAUCGACGGCACUGAGCUUGUCCGGAGUCCUCAACUUCAUGGACGGAAUAUUCUCCUGCUGCGGCGAGGAGAGAGUCAUGGUCUUCACCAUGAACAGCAAGGAAAACGUCGGCGCGUCGAUCCUACGCCCCGGGAGAAUCGACGUCCACAUCAACUUCCCCCUCUGCGAUUUCACGGCGUUCAAAAAUCUGGCCAACAGUCAUCUGGGUUUAAAAGAGCACAAAUUAUUCCCUCAAGUAGAGGAGAUUUUCCAAACCGGAGCGACGCUGAGCCAGGCCGAGAUCGGUGAGAUCAUGAUAUCGAACCGGGGCUCGCCCAGCCGGGCGCUGAAAACCGUCAUCACCGCGCUGCAGGGGAAUCUGGCGUCUCGGGUCGGGAAGAGAUUGAGCGGAUCCGGGUCGGGUCGGACACAAGACGAGUUGGAUCAGGAGCCCGUUAAGGAUGGGCAAAAUGGGAUCCACCCGAUGAAGGAUAUCAAGAAUUUUUAUGGACUUUUGAGGGCGAGGAGCAGUAGAAAGGCUUCGAUGGAUAAAUUUGAGAUCGACCCCAGUGAUCGAGAGAAUUCCAUUCAUGCCCAUGAUACUUGACCUUCACUUAUUUGCUUCCAUUUGGGUUUCUCAAAUUUGAAACCCUCCUUCUCUUUUUGUAUAUUUAAUUUUAUUUUUUAUUUUUGUCAGGUCUCUUUUAGGGUUCAUAUUUUAAGAUAUUAAUUUAGCACACGAUUUGACAAAGAGCUUGUAGAUGAAAAUUUGUAGAGAGAGUCUAUUAUCGUUUUCUUUUAAUUUAUUUCAUAAUUUUUUUUCUCAUAUAUCUAAUGGAGUAUUUUUGUUGCC